Messenger RNA from Mirounga angustirostris (Northern elephant seal), 1556 nucleotides. It is a transcript of the gene SHH, whose product is annotated as sonic hedgehog signaling molecule. Gene Ontology annotation, biological process: intein-mediated protein splicing; cell fate specification; cell-cell signaling. The transcript has 3 exons. Bases 144 to 1556 code for a protein of 470 amino acids. NCBI's taxonomy places the organism in Eukaryota, Metazoa, Chordata, Mammalia, Carnivora, Phocidae. The record is from RefSeq and is a predicted model, not a curated record. Gene Ontology annotation, molecular function: patched binding; calcium ion binding.
GCCAGGCAGAGAGCGAGGGAGCCAGCAGCAAGCCGAGCGAGGAAGGGAGAGCGCAAGCCCGAGCGCAAAGGCACACACACUCGCACUCGCGCACGCAGACCCGCACGGGGACAGCGUGGAAGGCACUGGGCUCCGCGGACGAGAUGCGGCUGCUGGCGAGAUGUGUGCUGGUCGUGCUCGUCUCUGCACUGCUGAUGUGCUCGGGGCUGGCGUGCGGACCAGGCAGGGGAUUUGGGAAGAGGCGACACCCCAAAAAGCUGACCCCUUUAGCCUACAAGCAGUUUAUCCCCAACGUGGCCGAGAAGACCCUAGGGGCCAGUGGAAGAUACGAAGGGAAGAUCUCAAGAAACUCCGAGCGAUUUAAGGAACUCACCCCCAAUUACAACCCCGACAUCAUAUUUAAGGAUGAAGAAAACACGGGAGCAGACCGGCUGAUGACUCAGAGGUGUAAGGACAAGCUGAACGCCUUGGCCAUCUCGGUGAUGAACCAGUGGCCCGGUGUGAAGCUGCGGGUGACCGAGGGCUGGGACGAAGAUGGCCACCACUCAGAGGAGUCGCUGCACUACGAGGGCCGUGCGGUGGACAUCACCACGUCCGACCGCGACCGGGGCAAGUACGGCAUGUUGGCGCGCCUGGCCGUGGAGGCUGGCUUCGACUGGGUGUACUACGAGUCCAAAGCGCACAUCCACUGCUCCGUGAAAGCAGAGAACUCGGUGGCGGCCAAGUCCGGCGGCUGCUUCCCGGGCUCGGCCACGGUGCACCUGGAGCAGGGCGGCACCAAGCUGGUGAAAGACCUGCGUCCCGGGGACCGCGUGCUGGCGGCCGACGACCAGGGCCGGCUGCUCUACAGCGACUUCCUCACCUUCCUGGACCGCGACGAUGGUGCCAAGAAGGUCUUCUACGUGAUCGAGACGCGGGAGCCGCGCGAGCGCUUGCUGCUCACCGCCGCGCACCUGCUGUUCGUCGCGCCGCACAACGAGUCGGCGGCCGCGGAGCCGGGGGCGCCGUCGGGCGCGGGGCCGCCGCCGGGGGGCGCGCCGGGGCGCCGGGCGCUCUUCGCCAGCCGCGUGCGCCCGGGCCAGCGCGUGUACGUGGUGGCCGAGCGCGGCGGGGAUCGCCGGCUCCUGCCGGCCGCCGUGCACAGCGUGACGCUGCGGGAGGAGGCCUCGGGCGCGUACGCGCCGCUCACGGCGCAGGGCACCAUCCUCAUCAACCGGGUGCUGGCGUCGUGCUACGCGGUCAUCGAGGAGCACGGCUGGGCGCACCGGGCCUUCGCGCCCUUCCGCCUGGCGCACGCGCUCCUGGCCCUGCUGGCGCCCGCGCGCACGGACCGCGGCGGGGACGGCGACGGCGGGGACGGCGACGGCGGGGACGGCGACGGCGGGGGCGGCCGCCUGCCCCCGCCCGCGCCAGGGGCGCCUGAGGCGCCAGGGGCGGCCGACGCGCCGGGGGCCGUGGGCGUCCACUGGUACUCGCAGCUGCUCUACCAAAUAGGCACCUGGCUGUUGGACGGCGAGGCCCUGCACCCGCUGGGCAUGGCGGUCACGUCUAGCUGA